Molecule: messenger RNA, 2417 nt
Organism: Cygnus olor (mute swan)
Lineage: Eukaryota; Metazoa; Chordata; Aves; Anseriformes; Anatidae
Gene: DNAJA1
Product: DnaJ heat shock protein family (Hsp40) member A1
Exons: 8
Coding region: 156-1349 (397 amino acids)
Biological process (GO): response to heat; protein refolding
Cellular component (GO): cytoplasm; cytosol
Molecular function (GO): Hsp70 protein binding; ATP binding
Source: RefSeq, a predicted model, not a curated record
UUCCGGGGCGGGGCGGCGCCGGCUCAAAAGCGGGCGGAUGCGGGCCCGGCUCGGAACUUUCCAGAAGGGUCGGGAGCGGAGAGGGGUGGGGGGCUCCGGCACCGCCGCCGGCACCGGGACCGGGACCCUGACAGGGAUCGUGGCCCGCCGGCACCAUGGUGAAGGAGACGACGUACUACGACGUGCUGGGCGUGAAGCCCAACGCGUCGGCGGAGGAGCUGAAGAAGGCGUACCGCAAGCUGGCGCUGAAGUACCACCCCGACAAGAACCCCAACGAGGGCGAGAAGUUCAAGCAGAUCUCGCAGGCGUACGAGGUGCUGUCGGACCCGAAGAAGCGGGAGCUGUACGACAAAGGCGGCGAGCAGGCCAUCAAGGAGGGCGGCUCGGGCGGCGGCUUCGGGUCCCCCAUGGACAUCUUCGACAUGUUCUUCGGCGGCGGCGGGAGGAUGCAGAGGGAGAGGCGAGGCAAAAAUGUGGUCCAUCAGUUAUCAGUCAGUUUAGAGGAUAUGUAUAAUGGUGCAACAAGGAAACUUGCGCUGCAAAAGAACGUUAUCUGUGACAAAUGUGAAGGCCGUGGUGGUAAGAAGGGCGCAGUGGAGUGCUGUCCGAACUGCAGAGGAACAGGCAUGCAAAUCCGAAUUCACCAGAUCGGGCCAGGCAUGGUGCAGCAAAUCCAGUCCGUGUGCAUGGAGUGCCAGGGGCACGGGGAGCGCAUCAGCCCCAAGGACCGGUGUAAGAGCUGCACUGGCAGAAAAAUUGUUAGAGAGAAGAAAAUACUAGAAGUUCACAUUGACAAAGGAAUGAAGGAUGGUCAGAAAAUAACAUUCCAUGGUGAAGGGGACCAAGAGCCAGGACUAGAACCGGGGGAUAUUAUUAUUGUCUUGGAUCAAAAAGACCACUCUGUAUUUACAAGACGAGAUGAAGACCUUCUUCUGUCUAUGGAUAUACAGCUGGUUGAAGCACUGUGUGGCUUUCAAAAGCCUAUCACAACGCUGGAUAACCGAACCAUUAUUAUUACCUCCCAUCCUGGCCAGGUUGUCAAGCAUGGGGCUAUUAAGUGUGUGUUGAAUGAAGGCAUGCCGAUUUAUCGCAGACCGUAUGAAAAAGGACGUCUUAUCAUCGAGUUCAGAGUGAACUUCCCAGAGAGUGGCUUCCUCUCCUCAGAUAAGCUGUCCUUACUUGAAAAACUGCUACCUACGAGGCAGGAAAUAGAAGAAACUGAGGAAAUGGAGCAAGUGGAUUUAGUGGACUUUGAUCCAUCUCAAAAAAGAAAACAUCACUAUAAUGGAGAAGUCUACGAAGAUGAUGAGCACCACCCUAGAGGCGGUGUUCAAUGUCAGACAUCGUAAAAGGGCCAGUGAAUAACUUGUGAUGCUUGUUUUGUAUGCAUUAGUGGAUGAGUGAAGGACUACAAGCGGUUCACCCUCACUUCCUGCUAUUUGUUGUUAUAUCCAGCCAUAGUUGUUUCUUAAAAGCAUAAGGAAAUAAACUAAUGAAACUGACUUGGAAACUUGUAUAAAGCUCCAGGAUACAAGCUCAAACCAAGUUGAUUGCACUUCACCCCUGCCUGUUGAUCCAGAAAACUCCCUCACCUGCUUGUCUUUUAUUUCAAGCCUUGUAAUUCCUGUAUGUGUGCAAUUGCUGAGGCUUAGACUAAGAUUCUGUGGUGGUCUUUUUUGGUAUUCUAGAUCUUAUACUCUGAUAAAGUAUGCACAAGUACUUAUAAGUCACGGUAAGAUAUAGUUAAUCUUUGUACCUGUUAGGAUAACAUGUUAAUGUUGUGGGCUUGCGCUGGGGAUUAUCAGUAGGGACUGGCUCUAACACGGCCUGGUAACACAUGAAGCUGACAAGGAUGUGGUCAAUCUUCACAAGUCCGUUAAAGCCACAUGAUCCAUGACUCAAGUUUCUGCACUUAAGGUCAAGCAGUCUUUAUGCCAGCUUUGGUCUUGACCUUGGAGCUAGCUGUGAAGCUUUGUUCCCUUCAUGCUGGCUGCUCUUUGGCUGCUGUUGUGCACGAUACUGUGUAUAGAGCCAGUGGUCGCUUGGCUGCUGCAGGAGCUUUGUCCACUACUGUGCACGAGUUUAAAAAAAAAAAACAAAACCUCCAGGUCUUAUCAGCACACAUACAGUUUGGAGUCUUAUCACCCUGCUGCCAUGUGAAGCUUGACUUUGCCCUUGAUUACCGAAAUUAGAUACCCUAUAGGGUAUGUCGUGGAAAGCAGUACUGUCCCUACUGGUGUUUAUAUGUGAGCCUGCAGAAAAAAAGAAACUUACUGUCAGUGAGUAUCCCAACUGACACAUCUAGGAUGUUCUGAAAUUAAUGUAUUGUGUGCAUUAUUUUAAGCUGACUCUUGAAAAUUCUGUAUGAAUGUUCUAAUUAUUGUAGAUGAAGCAUUUCCAAUAUAAUUACAAAAUUG